Molecule: messenger RNA, 2452 nt
Organism: Fomitopsis serialis
Lineage: Eukaryota; Fungi; Basidiomycota; Agaricomycetes; Polyporales; Fomitopsidaceae
Exons: 4
Coding region: 256-2145 (629 amino acids)
Biological process (GO): protein deubiquitination
Cellular component (GO): cytosol; nucleus
Molecular function (GO): cysteine-type deubiquitinase activity; cysteine-type endopeptidase activity
Source: RefSeq, a predicted model, not a curated record
CUCUGUUCUCCAAGCACUCUACUUCUGUGGCCCCUUCCGCGAACUCCUCGAGCAGUACCCCGAUCCCUCCGCGCCUGAACUCCCGCUCUUGCCGCCACACCCCCGCCCGCGCCCCUCUCGCCCGCCGCCCAGCCACAACCACCACCACCAAAUGCCCGCCGACGACCGGAUCGGAAGUACUCCGUCUCCUCGACUGCCUCCCCCCAGCCGGGCUCCUCGCUCACCACGUCGCCCGCGAAUGCGUCUGGCGCGUACAUGAUCCCGUCACACCCGCCGACGCUGCUGUCCGCGCUCCGAUCGCUAUUCGUGCACAUCAGCAAGCACCCCGCGGAGCGUGGCACGGUCGCGCCGCGGGCGUUCAUCGACAAGCUGAAGGAGCUCAAUGAGGUCUUCCGCGGGUCGAUGCACCAGGACGCGCAUGAGUUCCUCAACUUCUUGCUGAAUAAGAUCGUGGAGGAGAUGGAGGACGACAGGCGGAAUGGAACGGGCGUGUGGCAGGUGAACGGGUACGGGAACGGGAAUGGAGAGAAGGCGGCGGGGAAUGGGGUGGCGAAUGGGAGUGCGGCGGGGAGCACGUUGAACGGGGAAGAUCUGUCUUCGUCCAUCGCGACGCUAUCCACCACCGCGGCCGGACCGUCGUCCACCGCCUCCAAGACGUCGCAGCCGUCCACGUCACAUUUCCAGGCGACACUCGUGCACCGGCUGUUCGAGGGCGUGCUCACAUCCGAGACGCGAUGUUUGACGUGCGAGACGGUGUCCUCGCGGGACGAGAGCUUCUUGGACUUGAGCAUCGACAUCGAGCAGAACUCGAGCGUGACGGCGUGCCUGCGGCAGUUCAGCGCGAGCGAGAUGCUUUGCCAGAAGAACAAGUUCUUCUGCGACAGCUGCUGCGACUUGCAGGAGGCGGAGAAGCGGAUGAAAAUCAAGAAGCUGCCUAAUAUUCUGGCGUUGCACUUGAAGCGGUUCAAGUACCAGGAGGACUUGGGGAAGUACAUCAAGCUCGCGUACCGCGUCGCGUUCCCUCUCGAGCUUCGCCUCUUCAAUACUGUGGACGACGCUGAAAACCCAGAUCGGCUGUACGAAUUGUUUGCUAUAGUCGUGCAUAUCGGAAACGGGCCACACCAUGGUCACUACGUGACGAUUAUCAAAGCCCACGGGAUGUGGCUGCUCUUCGACGAUGACAGCGUGGACGUCAUCAAAGAAUCCGACAUUCCGAGGUACUACGGCGAGUCGACGAACGGCUCCGCAUACGUCCUCUACUACCAGGCCGUCGACCUCGACAUGGCUGCCCUCGGCCUGAAGAACCCCGAGCCGGCGCCCUCAGCGACAGACAUGGGUUCCGCCCCCGCAGCGAAGCCCGCCAACUCGGCCACCGUACCGGUGACGGGGUCGAGUGAAGUCGAUUUGGGCUCGCCGGCGUUGCCCCCAGGUCUGACGGAAGAAGACUCGUCUGAGCGGAGCGAGUCGAGCUCGCCCCUCCCCGCCACCCCCGCCUCUCAGCCCAUACCCCUCACGUCUGGUCAAACAAUAAAAGGGCCCUCGGUACCGCCGCUGACGAUACCGUCGUCGCAAACCAUGUCUGACCCGUCGACGCCCGUGCAGUCCACUUCGUUAGGGAGCAAUGGCAGCGGUGGCACUCUGAGCGGAUUGUUCAACACACUCCGGCACAGCCGCUCGGAGAAAGGGCCAGACAUCCGGAAGAGCUGGCUGAACGUCGAUUCGUCUCAGGUACCACCAGUGCCGUCGCUGCCGUCGCCGACCGCGAAGAAGCGCCCGCGCAGGCCGACCACGCAACGAGCGUGGCGAGCACAGCGGAGGGGUAUGAGAGCCCGAGCGAGCCGGGUAGCCCGUCGCUACACUAUAACAACGCAGCGAACGGCUCGAGCACGAGCACGGGGAAGAGCCCGGAGAAGAAGACGAGUGGCUGGUUCAAGCGGAAGAGCUCCCGCCUCGAGGUGUCGUUCAGCGGGACGACGUCCCCGUCUGCGGGUAAAGACGACGCCGCGUACGUGCGGGCGCAGACUGUCAAGGAGGGUGCGUCGGUCUCCCGCCGGGGGUCCACGUCCGCGGCUGCGUUCGGCUCUGCGUCAGGCCCGUCGAACGUACCCUCGGUAUUCAGUGGAUCUAUGGGAACGUUGUCGAUGACUCCUGCGCUUCCGCCAGCGGCCGUCCCAGAAUCGCCCGUGCAAGCACGGAAUGGGUUACCUGACCACAAGAAGUCCACGCCCGACUUGCCGAAGAGCAAGGUUAGCAGUCAUGACGUCGUCCACACUGGCUAGACUCCCGCGGAGACCGUCGACGGCAGGUGCGACGGUUGGUUCGAGCAGUUCGACGUGGACAGACUCCCAAGCUCCGCCGCUUCCACCUCUACCUGGUUCGUCGUAUCCUUCACCAGAGCGAGACGAUAAUGGGGAGCGGCAAAGGACGUUGUCGACUGGUGGUCAGCACGCGC